CCCCAAUUUCUCCGUGUCUCAAAAAUCUCUUCUCAAACCCUAAUUUUCAUUUCUCCAUUUCCAAUUCGCGAUUUCCCAAUGAUCGGAACUCUUGCAUUCCCCAGCGCAAUCUCCCUCCGGCCGUCGUCAGAUUGCCUAUCAACGCCUAAUAAUCGUAAAAUGUCCUGUCAAUCGUCAAUUCACACUUUCGCCGAUACAAUUCCCGUCACCGCCGAAUCGAGGAAGCCGUCGAGUCUCUACGAUGUUCUAAAAGUGAAUCGAAGUGCAUCGCCGAUUGAAAUCAAAUACGCGUAUCGUACGUUAGCAAAGGUUUAUCAUCCAGACGCAUCGGAAUCGGUUGCGGAUGGGCGUAAUUUCAUCGAGAUUCGUAACGCGUAUACUACACUAUCGGAUCCGACGGCAAGAGAAAUGUAUGAUAUGUCUUUGAGUAUUGGAUCUGGACGACGAUAUUCAUCGGUAACGCAAUCGAGAUAUAAAACUAGUAGAAGAUGGGAAACAGAUCAAUGCUGGUAGGAAUGAUGAUUUCGAUUUGAUAACUAAAUUUUCAAUACAUCUGCCACAAUCAAUCGUAGUAGUAGUGAAGUGCAGAUCUUUUGUACAUAAAUUGAUCCUUUUGAAUGAUAAUAUAUCUUCUUUUUCUUCUUCUUCUAGUUUCAA
Impatiens glandulifera is the source of this 657-nucleotide messenger RNA. RefSeq names its product chaperone protein dnaJ 11, chloroplastic-like. The record is from RefSeq and is a predicted model, not a curated record. The transcript has a single exon. NCBI's taxonomy places the organism in Eukaryota, Viridiplantae, Streptophyta, Magnoliopsida, Ericales, Balsaminaceae. Bases 79 to 513 code for a protein of 144 amino acids.